Molecule: messenger RNA, 1662 nt
Organism: Apis florea (little honeybee)
Lineage: Eukaryota; Metazoa; Arthropoda; Insecta; Hymenoptera; Apidae
Biological process (GO): regulation of DNA-templated transcription
Molecular function (GO): DNA binding
Source: RefSeq, a predicted model, not a curated record
UGUUUUGGGUCAAUCGUCACUAGAUGGCAGGAAAAUGUUAAAAGAGAGGAUAAAUGGCAUAACGUGCUAAGGAUCUUGGCGGGUAGACGGGAAGGCGGGUAGACGGGUAUGCGAACGAACAGAGAAAGAUACGUAAGCAGAACGGUAGGUUGCCGACUUGUUAGGCCGGAAGGCGGGCGCACCUGUCUGUCAUCAGCGCCGACUGUCAAUCUUACUGACGCUGGCGCACACGCUACGAGAACCCGCCGCAUUCGUAGUGUUUAUCUGUCACAGACAACAAGAAAUUAGUUAUAACGGGAAGUAAUUUGAUCGAAAAACGACGGUGUGAACGAAAGAAACAUAGAGAAACUACACAAAGAUACGCCGGUGAGUUGUCGGACGACAGAUCAGUUAGUCGAAGAAGAAAACGUGAGAGAGAAAGAAAUCGUGAAACACGCCGCGUGUUAACUGUCCUACGUAUCAUCAAGUAUCGAAUAAUCACCUCAAGCCCACGAGGACGUUACCACAUCGCGUGUACAUUACGUCUACCUCAAAUUUUUCAUUAUGGAUCAUCGCAUUGCAAGAGAACGUUUUCCUUCAUCGAGUAGUACUGAUGAUGAUCAAAGCGGUUCUGAUACGGAACAUGACUCGAACGCAUUGCGCUCUAAAGUUCACUCUGGAAUAGUUCAUCAUUCUGGUACUCAUUCGGUGCGAAAACGUCGAGGAAAUUUACCAAAGCAUUCGGUGAAGAUUCUAAAACGAUGGCUUUACGAGCACAGAUACAACGCGUAUCCAAGCGACAGCGAGAAGCUGACAUUGAGUCAAGAAGCAAAUUUGACUGUACUCCAGGUUUGCAAUUGGUUCAUAAAUGCCAGACGACGAAUUUUACCAGAAAUGAUUCGAAGAGAAGGUCAUGAUCCUUUGCAGUAUACAAUAUCUCGUCGUGGUAAAAAGAUGCCUGCAGGAAAUCAUCAACAAUCAUCCAGUCUUAAUUCAAGAUCUAAUCAAAAUUGGGAUUCGUUAGCUGGUAUGAGCGCUCCAAAACGUAGUAGAGAUCAUGAUUAUGAAGAUCAUGCUGGAUUAAUGUAUAGAAGCGAAGAAGACAGUCCAAACGAUUAUGAGAGCAGUUCUCAUAGCGAAGAGGAACGUCCAUCAACACAGUGGCCAAGUGUAAUAGUCUAUCCUUAUUCGGAAGCUAAAAUUGAACAAAAUGUUAGUCAACUUGGUCCUUAUGACGAAACGAUUACGCAUCCGGCGCGGCGUGGAGAUGAUGAUGAAUCUUCCAUGGGAAAUGAAGCUGCAUAUUGGAGCGCGCCUAGACAGCACCUUAUUCAAACCUCUGAUGUACAACAUGAAACAGAAGUAUAUAGUACACGUAAGACUCACAGCCCACAUACAGAUGAAACGCCACCUCCAACACCACCUGAAGAGGAUAAAGACAAGUUCAAGUGUCUUUACUUGCUGGUUGAGGCAGCUGUUGCUGUGCGACAACAGGAAAAAGAACGUGAGGGGGCCGUACCGGUUUAACGAGAGCAGUGCUUCUUGCAGCUUACAAUGAUGUUUUUUUAACUUUCGAUUUUCCAUUAUCCUGUGGGGAAUACAAAACAAAUCUUCGCUUUGGUAUCAUCGUCACUAAACUGAUAAUUUUAUUUUAUUUUAUUUUAUAUUUCUUUUUUUCUUCUU